Saxophila tyrrhenica is the source of this 702-nucleotide messenger RNA. RefSeq lists its product as uncharacterized. Bases 1 to 702 code for a protein of 233 amino acids. The record is from RefSeq and is a predicted model, not a curated record. Lineage: Eukaryota; Fungi; Ascomycota; Dothideomycetes; Mycosphaerellales; Extremaceae. The transcript is spliced from 2 exons. Gene Ontology annotation, molecular function: protein binding.
AUGGAGCCUACCGCUCCCAGCAUCAGAGACGCAUCAGCAGCCGCCACCACGAUGACUUCACCUGCAGUGACUGCGAGCUUCGACAUUGCGGAGAUCCUGGAGGAAAUCCUCACCUACUUAUCGACAAAGGAGCUGCUGAGCGCUCAGGCUGUGUCCAAGCAGUGGAAGGAGGCCAUAUUGGCAUCUACAAAGCUUCAGAGGACGCUGUUUCUCGCCCCCGAAAAUCCCAUCAAGACAUCUCGCCGUCCAUAUGCCACCUUUCACGGCGGCUGGAACAUUGUUCCCAAUGGGGAGACCUUAGAAGGAGCAAAAAUGAAGAAGGACGUCAACGCCGUGAUCUUGUCCAAAUCCGAUCCACCAGUGGAUGGCACGCAUGACGACCAGAACGGCCUAUACGCCGCUUUUGGUGUUUCCUACCCCGAUGCCUACCCCAGAUAUCCACAUGGAAGCUGGAAAGACAUGUUUUUGUCUCAGCCACCGUGCACCAGAGUAGGAGUUUGUGUAGGGGUCCCUGUCCUGACGCGCCCCGGCUAUGAGUAUGUCUGGCCAGUCGAAAACCCUUACGGUGUCCGCUUCGGUGAGAUCAUCGCGCGGGUAUGCGAAGAACUGCACGGUUCGGACGAGCCAUGCAAGUCGUGCCUUAGACAGCAUUGGGCUAACAUGACGGUUGUGCUCGGCGAGGGCGUGGACACACCCUACUAG